AUGGCGCCCUCCAGCUCUCCAGAACCUGUUGUGGACGAAUCCCACGAGUCCUCUGACUCGGAGGUCGAGCAGACCGAACUGCAAUCCCGCGCCCCCAAGAGAAGACGUCUCUCGGAGUCUUCCACCGACUCCUACGUUGCUCCGGCGCCGCUCCCCACACUCUCCCGUAUCAAGAAGAAGGGCGCAGAUGAAGAGAAUAAGCCCGCCACAUCGGAUAAAGACGAGCCUGUCCUGAUCAAGGAUGCUCUGGAGAUUGGUCUCAAUGAUGCGCAGAACUCAUUCGCCUCUCUCAACGUGGCGCCGUGGUUGAUCGGCUCCCUAACCACCAUGGCUGUUCGCAAACCAACCGCCAUUCAAAAAGCGUGUAUUCCUGAGAUCCUAAACGGCCGGGACUGCAUUGGUGGAAGCCGGACUGGUUCCGGUAAGACCAUUGCCUUCUCAGUGCCCAUGCUGCAGAAAUGGGCGGAGGAUCCAUUCGGUAUCUUCGGCCUUGUCCUCACUCCAACUCGUGAACUUGCCCUCCAAAUCUACGAACAAAUCAAAGCCAUCUCCGCCCCCCAAAGCAUGAAACCCCUCCUCAUCACCGGCGGCACCGACAUGCGCCCACAAGCCGUGGCCCUCGCACAACGCCCACACGUCGUGAUCGCCACGCCCGGCCGUCUCGCCGACCACAUCAACACCUCCGGCUCCGACACCAUCCGCGGCCUGAAGCGCGUCCGCAUGGUCGUUCUCGACGAAGCAGACCGGCUCCUCGCCCCAGGACACGGCAGCAUGCUCCCGGACGUGGAAACCUGCCUCUCAGCUCUCCCACCCUCCAGCGAGCGCCAAACCCUCCUCUUCACAGCAACCCUAACACCGGAAGUGCGCGCGCUGAAAUCCAUGCCCCGGCCGUCCACCAAACCCCCCAUCUUCGUCACCGAAAUCUCCACCGAAAACAACGCCUCUAUCCCCCCGACCCUUAAACAAACCUACCUCAAAGUCCCCAUGACCCACCGCGAAGCCUUCCUCCACGUCCUCCUCUCCACGGAAGCGAACGCCUCCAAACCAGCCAUCAUCUUCUGCAACCACACCAAGACGGCGGACUUGCUGGAGCGCAUGCUCCGCAGGCUGUCUCACCGCGUUACAUCCCUGCAUAGUCUGCUGCCGCAGUCGGAGCGCAAUGCCAAUCUGGCGAGGUUCAGAGCGUCCGCGGCGAGGUUGCUCGUUGCGACGGAUGUGGCGUCCCGUGGUUUGGAUAUUCCGUCGGUGGAGUUGGUGGUCAAUUUUGAUGUGCCCAGGAAUCCGGAUGAUUAUGUGCAUCGGGUUGGUCGAACGGCGCGUGCAGGGAGAAAGGGUGAGUCGGUCACGCUUGUUGGGCAACGGGAUGUGAGUCUGGUGUUGGCGAUUGAGGAGAGGGUGGGUAGGCAGAUGGAGGAGUGGAGUGAGGAGGGUGUUAGUGUUGAGGGUAGGGUUGUUAGGACGGGUGUGUUGAAGGAGGUUGGUGAGGCCAAGAGAGAGGCUGCGGGUGAGAUUGAGGAGGGGAGAGAUGUGUUGGGAAGGAAGAGGAAUAAGUUGAAGAAGGUGCGGUAG
Messenger RNA from Aspergillus niger, 1569 nucleotides. RefSeq lists its product as uncharacterized. The transcript is spliced from 2 exons. The coding region runs from base 1 to 1569 and encodes 522 amino acids. The record is from RefSeq and is a predicted model, not a curated record. Gene Ontology annotation, molecular function: ATP binding; nucleic acid binding; RNA helicase activity. Lineage: Eukaryota; Fungi; Ascomycota; Eurotiomycetes; Eurotiales; Aspergillaceae.